This is a messenger RNA of Manihot esculenta (cassava), 2438 nucleotides long. RefSeq names its product probable inactive ATP-dependent zinc metalloprotease FTSHI 3, chloroplastic. Gene Ontology annotation, cellular component: chloroplast thylakoid; membrane. Gene Ontology annotation, biological process: proteolysis. Lineage: Eukaryota; Viridiplantae; Streptophyta; Magnoliopsida; Malpighiales; Euphorbiaceae. The transcript is spliced from 4 exons. Gene Ontology annotation, molecular function: ATP hydrolysis activity; ATP binding; zinc ion binding. The record is from RefSeq and is a predicted model, not a curated record. Bases 308 to 2233 code for a protein of 641 amino acids.
AAGAUUAUAUGAGCCGUCGGAUCUUCUUGUAAACCCGAAGGUCUCCAUUAUCUUCCCGUCUUGGCAGACCAACGGGGCAUUCCCCAGUUUUCCUAUCCAUUUCAACAAUCAGAUGAAACUAGGUAAAGUAGCCAUCUUUUCUUCUUAUCCUCCUCUUUCUUUCUUUGUUGACUACUGGUCCAAGUUUUCCUAAUUGGUUGGUUGCACAAAUCCAAGUGAUAGAAUCAUUACAUUAAUGGGAAUCAUUAGAUUUUUUUGGUAGAAAGUUGCUGGUUUACUGCUGCUGCUCUUAUUAUUUUUCAGAGAUAUGGCUACUUUUUCUGUUGUUUGUAAUAAUGGGUUAUUGAUUAGUAAAGAAAAUUUAGUUCAUAGUGGAAAGGCCAAGCCUUUGAGGAGAUACACAAGUGUUUGUUAUAAUUCAGUGGGAGCUUACACUUUUAGCAAUUCCCAAAAUUUUAUGCUUUCUAGGAAUAAGUUUAGGUCGCUUCAUCAUGGAAAUAGUGAAGUUCCUUUAUUGGGGUUUUGUGUUUCUUGCAAGUCUCAACGUGGGUUAUCUUGUCAUAACAAUACUGGGCCAUUGAUAAUGAGGGGAGACAGAGGAAAUGAACGAAGACAUUUGGGAAAAAGAGUUACUACUGGUUUGAGAAAGCGAUUUUCAUUGAGAUUGCGGCCAAGAUUGCGGCUAUUGAUGAUAAGAUUGAAAAGAGUUUCAGUGAGGUCAAUGUUAAAUGAUUUUGGAAUGUUCUUGAGAAAGAAUAUAAAGAGACUGAUGCUUUAUUCUUCAAUUUCUCUUGCACUGGGGAUAUGCUACUUGUUCUUGAGAUUAACUACAUUGCCAUCUCCAAAGAUUGUUCCAUAUUCGGAUUUAAUAACAAGCCUUCAAAAUGAUUCCGUUUCAAAAGUUUUACUCGAAGAGGGGUCUCGUCGGAUUUAUUACAACACAAAAUCUCAGGGCAUUGAAAAUUUUAAAGAUGCAGAAGAAAGAUCUCCAGGGAUAGAUGUUUCAAAUGAGAAUGCAGCUGGUCCAGCUGCAACAGGAAGUAUUGCGAGUACUGCUGGCCACAAAUCAAAUAUGGAUAUAUUGAAGAAGUUUUCAGGGUCUCGAGCUUCUACUCCCGAGUGGAAGUUUUCCACUAGGAAAAUAGACCAUGAUGAGAAAUUUCUUCUUAGUUUGAUGAGAGAAAAGGGAACCGUAUAUAGCUCAGCCCCUCAAUCAGCAUUGAUGUCAAUGAGGAAUACAUUGAUAACCAUAAUAUCUCUCUGGAUCCCUUUAACUCCUUUGAUGUGGCUUCUGUAUCGUCAACUUUCUGCUGCUAAUAGUCCUGCAAGAAAGCGGAGACCUAAUAAUCUGAUGGUUAGUUUUGAUGAUGUGGAGGGCGUUGAUGCUGCUAAGGUGGAGCUUAUGGAGAUAGUUUCAUGCCUGCAAGGAGCUACAAACUACCAAAAACUGGGAGCAAAGUUACCUAGAGGCGUGUUGCUGGUUGGUCCCCCAGGAACAGGAAAAACAUUGCUGGCCCGUGCGGUUGCUGGAGAAGCAGGAGUACCAUUUUUCAGUGUUUCUGCCAGUGAAUUUGUGGAGUUGUUUGUUGGAAGAGGAGCAGCUCGCAUUAGAGAUCUCUUUAGUGCAGCAAGGAAAUGUGCUCCAUCAAUUAUAUUUAUUGAUGAACUUGAUGCAGUUGGGGGGAAACGUGGUAGAAGUUUCAAUGAUGAGCGUGAUCAAACACUGAAUCAGUUGCUGACUGAAAUGGAUGGAUUUGAGUCAGACAUGAAAGUGAUUGUUGUGGCAGCAACUAACAGGCCAGAAGCAUUGGAUCCAGCCCUUUGUAGGCCUGGUCGAUUCUCAAGAAAGGUACUUGUGGGAGAACCUGAUGAAGAAGGAAGGAAAAAGAUAUUGGCUGUUCAUUUGAGAGGAGUUCCCGUAGAAGAGGACACAGAUAUCAUUUGUGAUCUAGUUGCUUCUUUGACAGCAGGUUUUGUAGGAGCUGAUCUGGCAAACAUUGUCAAUGAAGCUGCUUUACUUGCUGCUCGGAGAGGUGGUGAGACUGUAACAAGGGAAGAUAUAAUGGAAGCUCUUGAAAGAGCUAAGUUUGGGAUCAAUGAUAGGCAUCUGACGCCCAAUGCAAUAAGCAAGGAGCUGGGGAAACUCUUUCCAUGGAUACCCUCUAUACUGGGAAGGAAUGACACAGGACAAGAUGGUUUGCAGGGGCCUAUGGGUUACCAAACUCUGAGCUGACCAAGUAUGUUUACUUUCUUAGUACUUCCACUGUGAUUCAUGAAUCAUGAUUGAUCUUUUUGUCAUUUUUUCCUUCACCUGCUCUUUGUAAGCUCAAGUUUACGGGUUUAUUGGCCAUCAUUCUUCAGGUCUUUCUAUGGACUGAAUGUUUGAAAAGGUUUUAUUUCUAUUCAUCACUUUAUAUCCAGAAAUAUAUUCAGCGCAA